Penaeus indicus is the source of this 6814-nucleotide messenger RNA. Its product is annotated as rho-associated protein kinase 1-like. Gene Ontology annotation, molecular function: ATP binding; protein serine/threonine kinase activity. Gene Ontology annotation, biological process: positive regulation of apoptotic process; protein phosphorylation; intracellular signal transduction. The coding region runs from base 830 to 5485 and encodes 1551 amino acids. The transcript has 9 exons. NCBI's taxonomy places the organism in Eukaryota, Metazoa, Arthropoda, Malacostraca, Decapoda, Penaeidae. The record is from RefSeq and is a predicted model, not a curated record. Gene Ontology annotation, cellular component: nucleus.
GUAGUGCCGGUGGAGGGUCGUGGCAUCGGGUGCCAUGCCCAAGAACGGCGCCUCCCGUGUCGCUUGGUCGUGGUGACUACGAAACAAGGUCGUUCUCAGUCGUCCCGAGGGCUUAGCCAGCCUCAGGUAGUCGCGGUGACCUGGCCUAACCCGAGUGGUUAGGGUCUUGGACUCUGUGGUCAGCCGCGUGACCUCCUGCGCGAACUCGGAUGACCUAAAAUGAUUCUUCUUGAUGUUUUCGAAUUCUCUCUUCGGUCCUUGGCUAACUGAGCCUCAAAUAGAGUGGACUGACUCUGAACUGAAGGCCCGUGCGGAGUGAAAUGCACGCCUAGAUAUAAACGCAAGAGAAGACAAAGAGUUGAGAAGCAGGACUGAACUGGAGGCAAAGAAACCCCACGAGGUUUUUUUUAUUAGGGAGAGAGAGAGAGAGAAGAGAGGAAUAAAAGAGACAGAGAUUAAGAGAGAGAAGGAACACAUAGACGGGAAAAGAAUAAUAACAGACAAAAGGAAAAAGAGAUAGAGAAAGAGAAAAAAAACUAAAAACACACAUGUAUUAUGAACAUGUAAUCUCAAAAUCCCUCGACUGUCGUCCAAUUCGCGUGUACAAUCUUCCAAAAGUGUCGAACUCGAAUCAAUAACCGAGUUUUGUGAAUACGUUACAUCCUGUGUCUGUCUGUAAGCGAGCGACCGCCACUUCGAAGUCUGCAUCGACGAGAAAUCGAACUUCAAGAUUUCUCGAACUUGAAGGGUAUAUAUAUAUUUUUUUUUUUGAACGACCGCUCGCGUCAGUAGUUUCAUCCGGAAUAAAAGUUUCUCCAAGACCGCCAAAAUGCCUCAGAAACCCAGAAGAAAGAGAAAGAUGAUUGUCGUAGACGAGCGAGAGCCAGUCGGAGAGCUCCCUCCGCCUUUCCCUCCCCGGAACGUGGAGGUCAAGGAGGACGUGGACAUGCGGAAGUACUAUGACCUCAAGAAGGAGAUUGGGAGGGGGAGAUUCGGCACCGUGUACCUGGUAACGGACAAGACGACCGGGCAGAAAUUCGCCGCCAAGUUCGUCAACACGAAGCGAAACCAAGACCGAGCCAAUGUCGAGCGCGAAGUCGAGAUCAUGAAGCUUCUGAACGCUGAGCGACCGCACCCUAGACUCAUCCAGCUCUACGAUGCCUUUGACAUGGAUAAAGAGAUGUGUCUAGUGCUUGAGGUGGUGGAUGGCGGCGAACUGUUCGAACGUGUGAUCGACGACGACUUCGUCUUGACGGAGAAAGCUUGUGCCAUAUUCAUGCGUCAGGUUUGCGAGGCAGUUGAGUUUAUUCACUCGAAAAAUAUUCUACAUCUCGACAUGAAGCCCGAGAACAUCCUGUGUCUCUCUCGCGAAGGGAACCGCAUCAAGAUCUGUGACUUCGGUUUGGCGCGAAAGUACGACCCGCGCAAGAAGCUUCAGGUGCUCUUCGGGACGCCUGAGUUCGUGGCUCCGGAGGUCGUCAAUUUCGAACCUAUUAGCUUCGGAACCGACAUGUGGAGCGUCGGAGUCAUUUCUUAUGUGCUAUUAUCCGGUCUGUCACCAUUUAUGGGUCACAAUUACGUAGAGACGAUGACGAACGUGACUCACAACAAAUACGACUUUUCGGACGAAGCUUUCAACUGCGUUUCGGACGACGCCAAGGAUUUCAUCGAGAAGCUUCUGGUGUUAGAUAAAAGUUUGCGGCUGACACCAGCACAGUGCCAACGUCACCCCUGGCUGAAGGCUCCGCCCAACACCACCCUUAAGAGGAGCAUCCAGGGCGCGUCGGAGGAGGAGUCCGAGGAGGAGACGGAGACCGAGACGGAGACGGAGUCGGAGGACGAGGACCUGACGGAGGUGGUGAGCAUCGAGGAGAAGCUGGUCAAGGAGGACGAGGAGAACGAGAAGUGUCGUAGGAAGAAGCAGGAGGAGGAGGAGCAGCUUCUCAUCCAGGCGAAGAAGAAGGAGAGGGAGGAGGAGGAGAGGAGGAAGCAAGAGGAGGCCAAGAAGAAGGAGCAAGAGGAGCUGGAGAGACAAGCAGCAGCCAGGAAGCAACAAGAAGAACAAGACAGACUGAGGAAAGAAGAAAUGGAAAGGCAGGCGGAGAGAAAGAGGAAGGAGGAGGAAGAAAGAAGAGCCCAGGCGAGAAAGAAGGAAGAGGAAGAGAGACAAGCUCAAGCGAGGAAGAAAAAGGAAGAGGAAGAGAGAAAGAGGAAAGAAAAAGAAGAAGAAGAGAGAAAGAAAAGGGAGAAAGAAGAAGAAGAAAGAAAAAGACGAGAGAAAGAGGAAGCAGAGAGAAAAAGAAGGGAAAGAGAAGAAGAGGAAAGAAUAAAAAGAGAGAAGGAGGAGCAGGAGAGAAAGAAGAAGAAAGAAGAAGAGGCCAAGAAGCAAGUGAAAAGGAAGGAGGAGGAGGAGCUGGAACGGACGAAGAAGAACCUGAAAGAGUUCGUCGAGAGGUGGAACUCGCACCCAAACUCGCCCUACCUCAUCGGGACGCCCUUGACCCAGCUGCCUCCGGAGCUCCAGAGGAUCGCCCGGGAGGAAGGAUGGAGCUCGAGAGCCUCCUUCUCGUCCGUCAUCGUCGCCCCCCCUUCGCCCCCUCCAGGAGAGCUCUCGGACGACGACGAGGACGACGACGACGACCUCGAUCUUAGCAACAAAGACGAGUUCUCGCACUACACGUUCGAGCAGAGGCAGCCAUCACCGAAACGACUGGCGAGUCAGUUAGAAGUGAAACUCUCGCAGCUGAAGGAAGACAACGACGGAAGAAAAGACAAAGAUGAGGACAAAGCAGGCGUGGACAACGAAAAGAUCAAUAAGAAAGCCAGCGAAACCCUGCCAUCAGAUAAGGACGAUAACGAUAAGCUAUCAGUAUCCAAACCGGAAACGAAGAACGAAAACCUCGAAAAGGAAAGAUCUAAAACCCCUGAAAUUACGAAGAAAGAAAACGAGAAAAACAAGAAAACGGAGGAGACGCAGGAAACUGUCGUGAAAUCAAAGGACGGCGAGAAACCGGCCGGCGGUUUGCAGAAAUGUAGCAGUACCGUGUUCCUGGACGACCCUAAGAAGGCCUACCAGGAGUACCAGAAGAUGGUGAACGAAGCAAUCAAGAAGAAGCAGGAGGAGAAGAAAGCUCUUGAGGAGAGAAUCAGGGCAAGGCAAGAGGAGCUGGAGAGAGAGGCUUCUAAAGAUUAUGGCUGGAGAAAGACCAAAGACAAGAAGGACACAAUGGAGACCAAGAAGACCUCCGCCACGAACUACCUGAAGACGAAGGAGACCGCUAACGUUGCUGAUGAAAAACGUUCCCGUGGAUCGAAAUCGCCCGUGUCAGUGUACUCGAGCACGAAAGCAACAGACGAACAGCUGGAUGAUCACAAACAAGCCUACGAAGACUACAAGAGAAAGGUUAGUAAGUCGGAGAAAGAUGCCAAGAAGAACGAAGACGCAGGGAAAGCGAAGCCCAGAGAGCCUCUCAGACGGCCGGAAAUUAUCGCACUUCAGAAUGAGGAGCUGGGAGGAAGCACAGCCAGACAGAGGAAGAAAUCCCUCUCUCGCCUGGACACCGGGGAUUCCCUUUCGGAUCGAAGUUCUCGUGGGUCGACGCCCAAAUCACCGGGAUUGGAUGGCGCCACGUCCCCCAAGUAUGACUUCGAUCUGGAAGCUAGUCGGUCCAGGAGCUCAACGCCCACAAAACAGCUCAAGAAGCAGCCCUCGAGAGACGUCCCCCUCCAGGCUAAGAAUAAUGCCGAUCAGGAGGAGCGUCCGGGAACACCUGUGAGGCAGAAACCGUCGCGCGAUGUGCCGAUGCCGUACAUCACAGUGGAAGGAGAGGAUAGAUACUCCAGACCGAGAAGGGGAUCCAGGGACAUAACGCCAGACAGCCCCCUUCCACCACAUCGCAAAAUUUCUACAGAAGAACGACCGCCUUCCAGGGAGUCUCGACCUGGAACGCCACUGUCACAUCGAAGACCCUCUAGAGAUGUCAACAUCAGCAGUGGUCAGCUGGAUCGCCUUGUUCAAGCAAGUGGGUUGGACAGUCCAGAGUUAACAGCAGACCAACCGCAAAUGUGGCCUGAUCUGAUUGUAUGUCCACAAGGCCAAGAUGAUGAAGAGUGUCAGGACUACAAGGAUUCUUUGGAUGUCCCCAUUGCAACCUUGAUGAAAAGUCCAAGUGGGACACUACGUCAGGUUCCAGAAGUAACGAUUCUGCAGACAGACAAAAGCAAUACCUCAGAAAGUAAGAAUCUCGACUCUGAGGGUAAUUCUAGCGACCCAACUUAUGUUCCAAGUAACAAGCUUGUGGCCUGGAUCCUUGAUAUUGGCAACGUUCAGAAUCAGCGCCAGGCUCCCUUCUCCACCUCUGACCGUGUGUCUCAGUGGGAGGGAAAGGAACCCUCGCCCAAACCAGGUGAUAGAUCCCCAAGAGAGAAGUCGCCAAGACUCAGAACCAGAUCGCCUGUUCCAAGCGAUAAACACAGAGACAAAUCUCCCGCACAGCCUCGAACACCCUUCUUGUGUCCACUGUCACGAGAGCCUUCUUCAGUAAGUCUAAAGAGCUCAGGGUCUUCUGAGAAUGCUUGCAUCCAGACGCCCUGGGGAGAGCUCAAGCGGUCGCCCUCUCGAAGCACACUCUCGAAAUCACCGUCCUUUGAGGUUCCUUCUAACAAGGCAAAGGAUGGCACUGAUCCUGGAAAUGGAGGCUUUGAUGACCACAUGUCUGUUGGAAGUUCAACGAGAUCCCCAUCACCACGUUCGUAUUCAAAGUUCCAUAAACAAGACUCUAUGGAAAUUCCAGAGAGGAAAGACUCCCUUACUUCCCCAAGGUUAACAGGCGAACUGCCUCCAAAACCUCCAGAAAAGGCGCAGAGAAGCUCAAAAGAGGAAAACCUGAACAUCAGAAGCCAAGCCAAGAAGGACGACUGGAAGAGUGCUACUCUGCCUAGACAGGCGAAGCUAGCCAAGCAGGGAUCCACGGACAGCCUUAAGAAUUAUUCAACAGAAAAGAGGUCGUCUCUCAUGUCCGUAGAGGCAGGCAACACGGACAGCCUGAAGAGAAAGAGCAAGUUUCCUCCCUCCCCCAACCAGAAGCGGAAGUUGGGCAGUUGCCUCCUUUUCUCGGCCCAGGAUCGAAUAUCACAGUUCGAAAACAAACAGCCCUCAAGCAGGCCUCCCCAGCGGGCAAUCACUCGCACGCGCAGUAGCAUGGUGUUCACCUCAACCGCACAAGAGAAUGGGUUGGAAAACCGAUUAUCCUGUGAUGUGAACAAGAAUGCCCUCACCUCAUCCCUAAACUCGUCUUACACCCCCAGUAAGUCAUGUAAUAACACUCACGUAGAGUUUCUCAGGGGUAGGCUCUUAGGUAAGACUACCAAGACUACAGGACUACCGCCGGGGUUAAUUCAAAAUGUAGAUUCGGUUAAUAACAACAAUAAGCGUUUUAGCAUUGGCUAUGCCAGACGUGACAGUAUAGGGUAUGGCAAUUAUUAGACAGGCCUGACGAGAAUGGAAAAGAAUGUCACUAGAAACAAGCGGAAUAAUAAAUGCAUUAUGUGACGUCAGUUCUAUGACGCGCUAGUGUAAGAUGAAAUCAGCACAUGAGGUGACGUUAAAGGGCCCUGCAAUCACCCUGUGGGUGAGCAGAAUGCAUAAAUCCUGUGUUUUUACAUUAACUUUAAGCAGAAUAAAUUUUGUGAUAUAAUAAAUCGAAAAUUCAGCAGUAAAGACACCGGUGAAUCCAAUCAGUAAGAAAGAAAAAAAUUACCCGAUGCUCAGGUUGAACUAAAGAAGAAUUCGGUAUUCCUCUCACUCCUGAUGUUUCGCGAGUCUGCCUCCUGUAGCUCUUCUGAUUUAUCAACUAUUCUCUAGUCAUCUUGCUUGUUCAAGUAGUUACAGAUAGCCUAGGAGCUUGUGUAGUUCAUUUGCUAUUUCUCCUGCCAACUUCUUAAUUCUCGAUGCUACCGUCUGUAGUGAACGGCUUUUAUAGGUACCGGGUAAAGUCUUGUAGAAAAUUGAGUCCUGUAUCUUAUAAACUAGUAGUAGUAGACUUUGUUGUGCAAUGCAGUCACAGUAUUCUGUAGGCAGUAACCGUAAGUGGUUGUAAUUUGUAAAGUAAAAGAAUUAUAAAUAUUUUUCUCCCUCGGCAUGGUCCGGUUAAACUUAACUGUUGCGGUGUAAUGUUCUAGCGUUUGUACUGCCGCUUGGUAGUGUAAAUGUAUCAUGUUAGAUGCUAUUAUAUAUAUAUAUAUAACUUGGUUUUGAUAGAGCUGGACUCUUAUAGAUAUUAGUAUCUCUUUUCUUAUCAUAAUUUUUCUGCGGUAUCGCUCCAAGCAAGGAUCGUAUUUUUUUCUAGAUGUUUUCAGGUAUAUUCAAGGAAAUAUACCUGUAGGUAAAGUUUUUUUUUUCUCAUAGUAUGUCUCAGUAAGUUGUUACAUAAAUAUAUAACGCUCCCCUAAAGAACUUCUAUACUAAAGUUCCCUCAACUUUUUCUCUUAUUUUUCUCCACUUCAUAUUUUUCCUCCUCUGUAAGGUAGAUGCUUUUGUUGAUGCCUCUUCCCUCAUGUAUUUUUUCUCUAUUGAUUAGUUCUUGCACAUGCCACUCUCGCCACUUGGAGGUACUUCCCUCCAUGCUAUGCUGUCGAAGUCUGUGGUAUGCAUAUGGGUUAAAGAGUUCAACUGAUCUUUUCUUGUUUUUAAGUGCACCUUUAAAAAUCCUAUGCGUGUCCAUAGCAUAUCCAGAUUUCUUCAUCGUGCAUCCACAAGCAUGUAUUCAUGCAUGACCUUAUUUCUGUCUCCCUUUCCCCCCUUUCUCCCUGAUCA